Gopherus flavomarginatus (Mexican gopher tortoise) is the source of this 957-nucleotide messenger RNA. Its product is annotated as zinc finger and SCAN domain-containing protein 29-like. The record is from RefSeq and is a predicted model, not a curated record. Bases 319 to 957 code for a protein of 212 amino acids. The transcript is spliced from 2 exons. NCBI's taxonomy places the organism in Eukaryota, Metazoa, Chordata, Testudines, Testudinidae.
CUAGAGCUUUAAAUCGAUUUUAAGAGCUCUAAAUCGAUUUAAAGCUGUAACCGUCCACACUACAGAGUGCAUAAAAUCGAUUUUAAGGGUCCCUAAAAUCGAUUUUGGAACUCCAUCAAAACGAGAGGAGUAACCCCAAAAUCGAUUUUUUAAAAUCGAUUUUAUGAUAGUGUGGACGGCCAUCGAAGUUAAUGGCCUCCGGGAUGUAUCCCACAGUGCUCUAGUGGCCGCUCUACACAGGUAAAGGUACUCUUCUGCUGGCCAGGUAAACAGGAAAAGCCCCGGGAAGUUUGAAAUUCCAUUUCCUGCUUGCACAGCAUGGAGCUCUCAGAAGCAGAGAGAAGAAUGCAGUCUCCUGAAAAUAGGAAAAGAGCUCCAGCAUGGAGCACACAGGAGUUACUCGAUCUGAUAGCUGUAUGGGGAGAAGAGUCAGUGCUUUCAGAACUGCGCUCGAGCAGACGAAAUGAGAAAACCUUUGAAAAAAUUUCUAAUGCCAUGCGGGAGAGGGGACAUACCAGGGACUCGUUACAGUGCGGAGUGAAAGUGAAAGAGCUCAGACAGGCGUAUCAGAAGACCAAAGCAGCAAAGGGCAGGUCAGGCUCUGCCCCCAAAACAUGCCGGUUCUACGACGAGCUUAACGCAAUAUUGGGGAACAGCGCAACGACGAACCCCCCCUUGUCUGUUGAUUCAGAGGUGGGUGUCGUGAUUCCUGCAACUACGGAAGAUUUAUUUGAUGGCGAUGAUCAGUAUGAUGAGGACCAAGAGGAGGAGGCUCCAGCAGAGAGCACAGAGCAUUUUAUCCCCCCAAACAGCCAGGAUCUUUUCCUCACCCUUACUGAGGUUCCCUGCCAGCCAUCUCAAGGCAGUACUCCAGAAAAUGAAGCUGAGGGACCGUCCUCUGCUGCACAUUUCUCCAGCCUCCCUCUCGCUUCUCAUCUACGUGGGGGGGUAUCAUAA